Molecule: messenger RNA, 1624 nt
Organism: Cuscuta europaea
Lineage: Eukaryota; Viridiplantae; Streptophyta; Magnoliopsida; Solanales; Convolvulaceae
Source: the annotation of a GenBank genome assembly
UACUGGCACAGCAUGAAAAAUUGAAAACUGAACAUGAUCAAAGGUUUAUUUAGAGAGGUUAGGUGAAGUCUGAAGCUGGAGCUUAUUCAUACCCAAACCGCUUAGACUGAUGUUAGCGAGAAAAUUCUCUCAUUUAUAGUAUGAAUUGGCGGCCUAUCAACUAUUCUUUCUAUCUUAAUGUUAGCAAUCAAUUGUCUGCAAGGCGCAAACCGAUACAAAACGAAAUCUUUUUCUGCAUCCAGAAUUGAAUUCUUCCUUUCUAACAUUCAAAGUUUUCCUGUCGAACACAAACAUGGCUUCUUCACAUUCAACUGAGAACUGCAUUGGAUGGGCUGCCAGAGACCCAUCCGGAGUUCUUUCUCCUUACAAUUUCAGCCGCAGGGUUACCGGGAGUGAUGAUGUUUCGCUAGAUGUUUCCUAUUGUGGCGUUUGUUAUGCUGAUGUGGCGUGGACAAGGAGUAUUCAUGGACCUUCCAAGUAUCCUUUAGUGCCUGGGCAUGAGAUUGUAGGGAUUGUGAAAGAGGUUGGGUCCAAUGUCCAGCGCUUUAAAGUGGGUGAUGCUGUGGGAGUCGGCACUUACGUCAACUCAUGCAGGGAGUGUGAGUACUGUGAGGAAGGGUUAGAAGUUGAGUGUUCAAAGGGAUCUGUCUAUACUUUUGAUGGAAUAGAUUUUGAUGGCACAGUUACUAAGGGAGGAUACUCAAGUUACAUUGUUGUUCAUGAAAGGUAUUGCUACAAAAUUCCCGAAAGCUACCCUCUUGCCUCGGCAGCACCUUUGUUGUGUGCUGGAAUUACUGUGUACACUCCUAUGAUACGGCAUAACAUGAACCAACCCGGCAAGUCUUUAGGUGUGAUCGGACUAGGUGGUCUUGGUCACUUGGCUGUGAAGAUUGGGAAAGCUUUUGGGCUUAAAGUAACUGUUUUCAGCACCAGUAUAUCAAAGAAAGAUGAAGCUCUGUCUCUUCUUGGAGCUGACAAUUUUGUGAUCUCAACUGAUAAACAUCAGAUGGCGGCACUGACUAAAACAUUUGACUUCCUGAUUAACACCGCAUCUGGUGAUAUCCCAUUUGAUCUGUACUUGUCGCUGUUGAAAACUGCUGGUGUUCUUGCUAUGGUGGGGUUCCCAAGUGAAGUGAAAUUUAGUCCUGCUAGCCUAAAUUUUGGUAUGAAAUGCAUUGCUGGCAGCAUAACUGGCGGAACAAAGCUGACACAAGAGAUGCUAGAGUUCUGUGCUUCCCACAAAAUAUACCCUGAAAUUGAGAUGAUUCCAAUCCAGUAUGUCAAUGAGGCUCUUGAGAGAUUAAUAAAAAAGGAUGUCAAAUAUCGUUUCGUGAUUGAUGUUGGGAGCUCCCUCAAACGAGAUAGAUGAAUAUGGCCAUCUGCAGUUGUUGAUAUGUUUUGGGUUAGUUGCAAAGAAAGUUGAUGUUCCUUUCACUUGGUGUUUUAUUUCUAUCUAAUGGAAGUUCAAUAAAAGGCCAUCUUAGUCAUUAUUGAUGAAAUUUAGUUCGUGUGUUAACAAGUGGAAACAACUGAUGUCAAACUGAACCUGUAAUUAAAAACCUGGACAUAGUUAGAGAUUUGUUUUGGGAGCUAAUAAUUGAGAUUGAGAGGAUUUGGAAGAAAA